AUGUUAUUAAGUUUUGGAAGCAUGGGGAGAUUUUAUAAGGCUCAAUUGAUAGAGAUAGCACUUGGUUUAGAAAACAGUGAGCAAAGAUUCUUGUGGAUUGUUAGAAGUGAAUUGGACUCGGAAGAGCUCAAUUUGGAAGACUUGUUACCAGAAGGGCUUUUGGAGAGGACAAAGGAAAAUGGAAUGGUGGUGGCUUUGGAAAUGAACAAGUCAAAAGAUGGGUUUGUGAGUAGAAUUCAAUUAGGAGACCGGAUUAAGGAAUUGAUGGACUCAUAUAAAGGAAACAAGAUUAGACAAAUGAUUUUAAAGACGAAAAUAGGUUCUAAGGAAGCAAGAGAUCAAAGUGGAUGUUCAUUUGUUCAUUUAACCAAGUUGACUCAAUUGUUCAAGCAAAAAGAAAGAACAUCAUCUAGUUGA
This is a messenger RNA of Vicia faba (fava bean), 417 nucleotides long. NCBI's taxonomy places the organism in Eukaryota, Viridiplantae, Streptophyta, Magnoliopsida, Fabales, Fabaceae. The record is from the annotation of a GenBank genome assembly.